Molecule: messenger RNA, 2361 nt
Organism: Lasiodiplodia theobromae
Lineage: Eukaryota; Fungi; Ascomycota; Dothideomycetes; Botryosphaeriales; Botryosphaeriaceae
Product: U-box domain-containing protein
Exons: 5
Coding region: 1-2361 (786 amino acids)
Source: RefSeq, a predicted model, not a curated record
AUGGUGUCCCUUCCAACUCGCUUCAAAAAUGAGGCGCCAGCCACAACGCCCGAAAGCUUAUCCGGCGACGAGAAAGAUUGGGAAUUGGUCGGCGAUGGCUCACCCGAGGAGCAAAAGAAGAUCGACCCUACAUCUGUCGGGCUCGAUAUUCAUCGGUCGCAGGAUUCGGACGGGGUAAUUGUCUCAGUACGUUCACCGAAGGGGGCUCCGGCAAGCUUAGGCGAAAGACAACGCCUGCCGGUCGACAUUGUCCUGGUGAUCGACGUAUCAUGGAGCAUGGAAGACUUUGUCGAUUGCCCCGUGGAAGUAGGCGCCCAGUCGGCUUCAGGAGACCAGUCCGGGAAUGAGCCCAGCUAUCGCCAUUCGGUGCUGGACCUGGUUAAGAACGCGGCUCUCGCUGUUAUUGAGAACUUGGACGAGCAAGAUAGAAUCGGGAUUGUCACGUUCGGAUAUGACGCCGAGAUAGCGCAGGAGCUCACUUAUGUGACGAGCGAAUCUCGCGAGUCUAUCAUAACAAAAGUCCAGUCCCUCGAAGGGAACGGGGCAACGAAUUUAUGGGCGGGCCUCCGGAAAGGAUAUCAAAUGAUGUCAUCUGCCGGCCUGCGGUCAGCGGAGAAGUCUAGCAACCAAGCGCUUUCUGCGAUCUACCUGCUGACGGAUGGCUUGCCGAACGUCAUGCCUCCGGUGGAGGGCUACGUGCCAGCUUUACGGAAAUUGAUUGCACGUGAAACUGGAAAGGAAGGCGGCUCCGUUUCAAUGGCCGAGGUAGGUGGAGGAUACUAUGGAUUCAUCCCCAAUGGGUUUCUUAUAGCGACGAUCUUUACGCACGCCAUUGCAAACUUAUUUGCAACUUUCACAACAUCUGCAACUUUAAGGGUCACCGUCUCCGGCUGCUCGGAGAUGCCAAAGCCGUUAGAGGGCGCGGCCUUGUACAGACAAAAGGAAAACGCAUUGGAGAUCUCUCUUUACAACCUCCAAUACGGACAAACACGCGACGUGUUGCUUGUCUGGCCAAAGGAGCUCGAGAAGUCCAAUUCUGCCUCGAUCACGAUAUCCGCGGCACUCGAGUACACGGGUCCAGGACUAGGCUCUCAGCCAGCGAAGAUCACAACGGAGGCGUCUAGCAUCCCGAAAAACCCUAACCCGGCCUUCGCAAAGUACCACCUGCACCGUUCGAUGGUCUGCGAGUUCCUGAAUUCGCUCUCCAAACUCGAUGGCGACGAAGAGUACAUUACUAUGCCUAUAAACGACCUGGACAAGGCCCUGACCAGGCUCGACGAGCUUAUCCGGAAGAUCAAGUCCAGCGAUUGCGCAGGAAGCGGCAGCCAGGACUUCCUGUACGAUCUCGGGUCCAGUCUCGACGAGGCGCGAGCGAGCAGCGCGGAUCCGGCUGGCCAAGUAAUGCAAGCCCUGUUCCGCCCAAUGUAUUUCGACAGAUGGGGCAAACACUACCUCCCAUCCCUCCUCCACGCCUACCGCAACCAGCUCUGCCUCAACGAAAAAGACCACGGCCCCAAAGCCUUCGUCGCCACCAACCCCCUCUUCCACCACUUCAAAGAAGCCCAGAGCACCUCCUGGGACAAAGCCCAAGACCGCCUCAUGGAGAUCGUCAAGAAGCAGGCCCGCGCCGACGCCGAAGCCGCCGCGCGCGGCGAGCAGCAGCGGUCUCCGCCGGCAUACUCCUACUCCAGCAGCCGCGGCCUGGCGGCACAACCAAGCUCGCGCGUCAUCUCCAUGGCCGCCUACAACAACCCCCACAACCCCUGCUUCGCCGGCCCGUCCCGCAUCCUCCUCGCCUCCGGCCGCCGCAUCCCCGUCCGCCUCCUGCGGCCCGGCGCUGCCGUCCUCACGCCCGCUGGACCUCGCCGCGUCGCUGCUGUCGUCGAGACGGCGCUGCGUAGUGUCGCGUUGUGUGAGUUGGGCGAGCUGUUGGUCACGCCGUGGCACCCCGUGUUCGACGCGCAGAGCGCGGCGUGGGUGUUCCCGGCGACGGUUGCGGAGGCGCGCGUUCGGCGUGGCGUGAAGGUGUAUUCGGUGAUGCUAGAGGAAGGGAAGGGGCCGGAAGCGCAUGCGGUAGAUGUUGGGGGCUAUUGGUGCGUCACGCUUGGCCAUGGGGUGGUGGAGAAGGUGGAAGGGGAUGCGAGGGGGCACGAGUUUUUUGGAGACUAUGCGAGGGUGAGGGGGGAGCUGAGGAGGCUGCCGCAGAAGGGGAAGGGUGGGGUGUUGCGUUGUGGUGGUAUGAGGCGGGAUGAAGUGACGGGGUUGGCUUGUGGGUUUGAGAGGCCCGGUAGAGGACGCAAUGGCAAGGUGCGGCGGCGGUAUGGUGGGUGCCAGCAGAAGAUCUCAGCUAUCCUCCCAUGA